Molecule: messenger RNA, 1163 nt
Organism: Dicrocoelium dendriticum
Lineage: Eukaryota; Metazoa; Platyhelminthes; Trematoda; Plagiorchiida; Dicrocoeliidae
Source: the annotation of a GenBank genome assembly
GAAUCGAGAAGAGUCAAUCCAACGUCGAAUUGCCGUGAGCUAUUUUUCUUUCACCGGCACAAGAAACAGGCGAAAGCUUCUAUCAUCCUUCAUACCUUAAUUAACCGGAGCUGUAGCACUGUAGGCGAUCCCAUCAGCUGCGGUAACAACCUGGUGAACCGCUGGUUUCGUUCUCUGCUGCUUUACGGUUACUGGUGAUCGCAGUCUUCCCGAACGAUGAUGCUGCUGCUAGAGAAGCUGAGGUCUACCGCCAUCUCAGCGUGACUCGAGUGUAUCUGCGGAAGAGUUGGAGAGGAUAAUAUCGGUGACAAAACCUGCAGUUAGCACUGGGGGACUAUAACAAUGACAUUUCCUUCAACAUUGACCGAUGAUCUCUAGGUGACAGAGACAAUGAAAUGGUGUACGUCGAACCUUUCACUCCGGAAGUGCUGAAGAGUUGUUUCAGAUUUUAUAAACAUUUGCACUACGAUACAGUCGUAUUGAAUGCGAUGGAUGAUGUUCUAUCGACAACGUUUUCGCGUACAAACGUUAGUUUCAGGUCUGAUUGGUCCGGUGCGUCAACUGUAAGCAGCGACUUCAUUGUGUACGCAUUGCCCAGUGAAGGAUUCUUCCUACUCCGUGGAUUGCUCACUCAUGAUACGGUUCAUCAACUGCUGCUUUCCUCUGUCUUUGAAUGGACCCAGGCUGAUUCAAGAAUUUCCAAUAUUGAUCCACCAUGCUGCGUCUCCGGUGAUUUGUGGCUUCCAAGCCUCAAAGAAGUCGCGAGUGGGAAGACUUGGGAACAGACUGUGAUGGGAAAACUGCGCUGGAUAACGUUUGGAUACCACUACCAAUGGUCCAACAGACGGUACGAAGAAUCUCUCAGAGGGAACAUUCCCGACGUGCUUGGUCAGGUCACCACAGAUGUUGUGAACUCGCUGCUUCUUGAACUGACCAAUGGAUCACUGGUUGAUGUGGAUGGCGCUCCGGAACUCGCGGAGGCGUGCAUUGGCUUCCACCCAGAGGCAGCAAUAAUAAAUUAUUAUCGAGCGAAAACCACCAUGGGUUUUCAUGCGGAUGAUGCGGAAUUCGCACGAAAAUCUCCCCUCGUUUCUAUCAGGUGGGUUUCCAUAACUUUUGCCAUGUUGGUUUUGCUGUGGUUUUCGCUCACUUACUCUGUCUAA